Molecule: messenger RNA, 1599 nt
Organism: Nakaseomyces glabratus
Lineage: Eukaryota; Fungi; Ascomycota; Saccharomycetes; Saccharomycetales; Saccharomycetaceae
Gene: SWC4
Product: Swc4p
Biological process (GO): DNA repair; chromatin remodeling; negative regulation of transcription by RNA polymerase II
Cellular component (GO): Swr1 complex; NuA4 histone acetyltransferase complex
Molecular function (GO): transcription corepressor activity
Source: RefSeq, a predicted model, not a curated record
AUGUCUUCCUCGGAUAUUUUUGAUGUCUUGAACAUCAAGCAGAAGUCUAGCAGUCCAAAUGCUGCGUCGCCAAGCGUACCUGCCUCGGGUAAGUCUUCUAAACCACAGCUGACUGGUAUGCAAAGGGAACUUUACAACUUACUUGGUGAGAAUGAGGCGCCAGUAGUGGUUCAAUCAAUGAAUAGGUUUAAAGAGAAGCUGGCGUCUAAUGCCAAGCCUACUCCAUGGAGUUUAGCUAAUUUCAAGGCUAAUGAGUAUUUAACAUUGCAACAUUGGGUAAAAGGAUCAAGAGAACUGAUUGGUGAGGAGCCACAAGAAUCUGAAUUUAAAAAGUAUGAUGUUCAUUUAACGAUACCUGAGUUUACAGAGGACGAAUAUAAUAGCUUCAUACCCACUAGUAAUGCCGAAGAGAAUGAAAAGCAAAAUAUUGGCGAGAAGGUAGAGGCUAACGGUGAUUCUACUGAUGUAAAUAUGACAGAGGAGGAUACAAAUGAUAAGGUAAAAGAAAGUGUGCCCCAGGAUGAGAAUAAAUCGACGUCAGACAAUAAAAAGAACAAUGAAAAAUGGGAAUAUAACGAGGUGAAGUAUCUGUUUGAUCUAUGUAAAAAAUAUGAUUUAAGGUGGUUUGUGAUUCAAGAUAGGUAUGAUUAUGAAAAUAGCAAUAGGACUCUAGAAGAUCUGAAAUCUAAGUUCUAUGAGGUCUCGAAAUGUUACUUUAAAGCUAAGAAACCAGAUGAUCCAAUGUUGCAAUCAUUAAACUAUUCUAAAGACAAAGAAACACAAAGGAAAAAGUAUUUAGAGAGAUUGUUAGCUAGAUCUGCAGCAGAGAUUGCUGAGGAAGAAGCACUUAUUAUUGAGUCUAGGAAAUUUGAAAUGGCGGCAAAGAAGACAUUGGCAGAACGUGAGACACUGCUACGUCUAUUAGAUUCUCCACAAUCAGAUAUCUCCGUUGCUCAAUAUCUUACUUCAAAUGGGAUGUCACAACUAUACAACUCGCUUUUAGCAGAUAAAUCCAGAAAGCGUAAAAUUGAUAGCGCCGUGCCUGAAAAUCCUUGGAUGAAGCAACAACACCAAUUUGCUCAACAAAGACAGCAAAUGCAGCAGUUACAACAAAAGAAACUGGAAAAGCAUGAUGCAUCUGCAACACCAGGACCUGCAACAACUGUAACUGCGACAGAAACCUCAACGAAUGUAACGUCAGCGGGGUCAAUUCCUUCUGGUUUACAAUCACCUAAGAAAACUAAGAGGCAGAAACUUGAAUUACAAACAGCUCUAAAGAGAAAAAGUGAAAGUGAAUACGCAGAGCAAUUACUAAAAAUAUUCAAUAUGGACGAGAGAAAAUCUUUGGGUGUAAUCGCUCAUGGCGAGAAAUUGUCCCCCGGGGUAUUCUUACGUUCUGCAAAGAUAACUACUUUCAAACCUGCCAUUCAAAAUAAAAUUAUCUCAACAGCUCAAGAACUUGGUAUACCUGCUAGGCCAGUUAUGCCGACUUUUGAGGUCGUUACUGAAUAUGAAGCCCUUCUGAAAAAGAUUGCUACUUUACUUGAUAUCAAGAAGCAGAUAGAUAAAAUAGAAGCUGGAAAACAGAUAACAAAAUAA